AUGGCCCAGAAAGAGAAGCUGCAGUGCCUGAAGGACUUCCAUAAGGACACCCUGAAACCGUCACCUGGUAAGAGUCCAGGCACGCGCCCAGAAGACGAGGCUGAGGGGAAACCGCCCCAGCGAGAAAAGUGGGCCAGUAAGCUGGACUUUCUGCUCUCCGUGGCCGGAGGUUUUGUGGGUUUAGGCAACGUUUGGCGUUUCCCGUACCUCUGCUACAAGAAUGGCGGAGGUGCUUUUCUCAUCCCAUAUUUCAUCUUCCUGUUUGGUGGAGGUCUCCCAGUGUUUUUCCUCGAGGUCGCUCUCGGGCAGUUCACCUCUGAGGGAGGGAUCACCUGCUGGGAGAAACUUUGCCCCAUCUUUACUGGAAUAGGCUACGCAUCCAUAGUGAUCGUGUCACUGCUUAACGUCUACUACAUUGUGAUCCUUGCCUGGGGACUGUAUUACCUACUGCAGUGUUUCCAGCGGGAACUGCCAUGGGCACGUUGCAGACACAGCUGGAACACACCCAACUGUGUGGAGGACACUAUCCGCAAGAACAAGACUCUCUGGCUCUCCGCCAACGCAACCAACUUCACCUCACCCGUCACCGAGUUCUGGGAACGGAACGUCCUCAGUAUCUCCUCAGGCAUUGAUGAGGUUGGGGAACUGAAGUGGGAUCUGGCCUUGUGUCUGCUGGCUGUCUGGGUUAUCUGCUUCUUCUGCAUCUGGAAAGGGGUCAAGUCUACUGGCAAAGUGGUGUAUUUCACGGCUACCUUCCCUUUCCUAAUGCUGAUUGUGCUGCUGGUGCGUGGUGUAACACUGCCUGGUGCUGCAGAGGGAAUCAAAUUUUACCUUUACCCCGAUCUGAGCCGUCUGCAGGACCCCGAGGUUUGGAUUGAUGCAGGGACUCAGAUUUUUUUCUCUUAUGCUAUUUGUCUGGGUGCAAUGACAUCUUUAGGAAGCUACAACAAAUACAAAUAUAACUGCUACAGGGAUUGCUUGCUGCUAGGGGGUUUAAACAGUGGGACCAGCUUUGUAUCAGGCUUUGCCAUCUUCUCUGUGCUGGGCUUCAUGGCGCAGGAACAGGGCGUGGCCAUCGCUGACGUGGCUGAGUCAGGUCCUGGUCUGGCUUUCAUUGCUUAUCCCAAAGCGGUGUCUAUGAUGCCGUUGCCCACGUUCUGGGCAAUUCUCUUCUUCAUCAUGCUUCUGCUGCUGGGCCUAGACAGUCAGUUUGUGGAAGUGGAGGGUCAGAUUACGUCGCUGGUGGAUCUGUACCCAUCCCUCCUAAGGAAGGGAUACCGACGGGAAAUCUUCAUCGCUGUCAUAUGUGUCAUCAGCUACCUACUGGGACUCACUAUGGUCACUAAAGGUGGCAUGUAUGUGUUCCAGUUGUUUGAUUACUAUGCAGCCAGCGGUGUGUGCCUUCUCUGGGUUGCAUUCUUUGAAUGUGUAGCAGUUGCCUGGGUUUAUGGCGUUGAUAAUUUCUACGAUGCGAUUGAGGAUAUGAUUGGCUACAGACCAAACGUCUGGAUGAAAUGGAGCUGGACUCUCAUCACACCUGUCUUGUGUGUGGGUUGCUUUGUCUUCUCUCUGGUGAAGUACAAGCCGCUCACCUAUAAUAAGGUGUACGAGUAUCCUGAUUGGUCGAUCGGGGUGGGUUGGUGUUUGGCUCUGGCCUCUAUGAUCUGUAUCCCAAUGGUAGUCGUCAUCAAGAUCAUCCAGUCCGACGGCUCCCUCAUCGAGCGGAUCAAAGCGGUGGCAGCGCCAGUGAAGGGAGGGGCCAGCUCACGGCCCAAAGAGUACAGUCUGAAAAACAGUGAGCUGCUUCAUCCCCUGGAUCCUAACGGCACAAUCGCUCACACCAAACCUACUCACACCAUCGUAGAAACUACUAUGUGA
Messenger RNA from Chanos chanos (milkfish), 1878 nucleotides. It is a transcript of the gene slc6a6a, whose product is annotated as solute carrier family 6 member 6a. The record is from RefSeq and is a predicted model, not a curated record. Bases 1 to 1878 code for a protein of 625 amino acids. Gene Ontology annotation, biological process: sodium ion transmembrane transport; taurine transmembrane transport; neurotransmitter transport. Gene Ontology annotation, molecular function: gamma-aminobutyric acid:sodium:chloride symporter activity; taurine:sodium symporter activity. Gene Ontology annotation, cellular component: plasma membrane; cell projection. The transcript has 13 exons. NCBI's taxonomy places the organism in Eukaryota, Metazoa, Chordata, Actinopteri, Gonorynchiformes, Chanidae.